AUGCACAAGCUGAAGUUGACGCUCGGGAUCCAGCGGUCCGAGCAGCUGGCGCCCGGCGAGGCGACGGCGGCGCUGCUGGCUCUGGCCCCGGCGCCGUUGCGCCUCCCCACGCUUAUCCUGGCGGGGGCGCCGCUGGUGGCCGGCAAUCUUGAGACGGCGACGCUGGUGCCGCCGCGUGGCGGGGGCGCUGCUGAUGGCGGCGCCGACGCCAGCGACAGCGACAGCGACGACGACGCCGCCGCGCGCCCGCCGCUCAACCCGCUCGAGGAAGAGGACUUGAACGACUACGCCCCCGGCGGCUACCACCCGUGCUUCAUCGGCGAGACCUACAAAAACGGCAAGUACACCUUGGUGCGCAAGUUGGGGUGGGGCCACUUCCUGACGGUGUGGCUCGCCCGCGACAACGACAAGCACAGCCAUGUGGCGAUGAAGGUGGUGCGCCUGGCGCGCCAGUACACGGAGACGGCGCUCGACGAGAUCAAGAUGUUGGACAAGAUCACGACGCUGGACGUCCUCCACCCCGGGCACGACCACGUGAUCCAGCUCCUCGACACCUUCACCCAUAAGGGCACCAACGGCACUCACGUGGUGAUGGUGUUCGAGGUGUUGGGCGAGAACUUGCUCAGCCUCAUUAGGCGGUACAAGCACCGCGGCAUCCCCAUCGUGUUUGUCAAGCAAAUCGCCAAGCAGUUGUUGCUGGCGCUCGACUUCCUCCACCGCAAGUGCGAGGUCAUCCACACUGACAUGAAGCCGGAGAACGUCCUCAUCGAGAUUGGCGACGUCGAGCUGAUCGUGCGCUUAGUCGAGGAGGAAGAGACCCACCAGCGGCUCCAGCGCAAGGCGCUGCGGCGGCUGAAGGCGAGCGCGGCGCUGUUGGUCGACGCCGACGCCCACCAGUUGCUGUUCCUGGCGCAAGCGACGCUGAUCCCGGCGGCGACGCCAGCACCAACUACAGCGGCGCCGUCCCUUGGGCGCAACGGGCGCCGCUCGCGCCGCCAGACGUUGAUCACGGGGUCGCAGCCGCUCCCGUCGCCCCUCAGGACCCUCAACAAGUCGUUCACCAACGUCAGGGGGUUGUCGCUGCUGACACAAAACACCCCCGUGCGGCUGCCGCUCAUGCUGGCGCUGGGCGCCGACAUCGGCGCCUACGGGCUGAUCAUCGAGAUGGCCCACGCCGAGGAAGCCGCCGCCGCUGACGCCCCCCUACACCUGCUGUUGCUGAGCAUGCUGAUCCUGGGGACCACCAUCGGCGCCGGAGGCACCGCCGCCACCGGCUACUCGGUGGACGACGCCGGCGCCGUCCCCCCCGACAUCAUCAACGAGAAUGAGCUCAUUUCGGUGAAGAUCGCCGACUUGGGCAACGCGUGCUGGGUGAACCACCACUUCACUGACGAGAUCCAGACACGCCAGUACCGGCUGCCCGAGGUGCUUUUGGGGUACCAUUGGGGGGCGCUGGCCGACUUGUGGCUGUUUGCCUGUCUCAUCUUCGAGCUCUUGACCGGCGACUACUUGUUCGACCCCCGCGACGGCAAAACCUACACCAAGGACGACGACCACAUCGCCCAGAUCAUCGAGCUCAUCGGGCCGUUCCCCCGCCAGAUGCUCAAGGAGCUGUUCUACACCAAGGAGUUCUUCAACACCCGCGGCGACCUCACCCGCAUCGCCAAGCUCAAGCCGUGGGGGCUCAAGGAGGUGUUGGUGGAAAAGUAUAAGUUCGCUGCCACCGACGCCGACGAGAUCGCCGACUUCCUCAUGCCGAUGCUCGCGAUCCAGCCCGAGGCCCGCGCCGACGCCGGCGGCAUGGUGAACCACCGGUGGCUCGCCGACGCCCUCGGGCUCGAAAACGUCGUGUUGGAACGGCCCGUCGGCGGCAGCGGCGAAGACAUCCCCGGGUGGCUGCGUGAGGUCGACCGCGACGGCAAAAACAAGAUCUACUACCACCACCACAACCACUGA
Diutina rugosa is the source of this 1956-nucleotide messenger RNA. RefSeq names its product serine/threonine protein kinase. The transcript has a single exon. Gene Ontology annotation, molecular function: protein kinase activity; ATP binding. The record is from RefSeq and is a predicted model, not a curated record. Bases 1 to 1956 code for a protein of 651 amino acids. Gene Ontology annotation, biological process: spliceosomal complex assembly; regulation of mRNA processing; protein phosphorylation. NCBI's taxonomy places the organism in Eukaryota, Fungi, Ascomycota, Pichiomycetes, Serinales, Debaryomycetaceae.